Molecule: messenger RNA, 560 nt
Organism: Rotaria sordida
Lineage: Eukaryota; Metazoa; Rotifera; Eurotatoria; Philodinida; Philodinidae
Source: the annotation of a GenBank genome assembly
CACUCUCAGAUAAUCUUGAUGAUGAUCUUAUAAUAAUUAAGUCAUAAUUGACUAUUAGUUUUAGAGAAUCAUCUUUUGAGUCGAUUCCGAAUCCCACUGGGUUCAGUCCGGAAGCAAAUCGACAGGUUCUAUUCACACUGCGUCGGAAAGAUAUAUUCAUAAACAUAUUAAUUGAUCUCUCAGCAGGUUAUCGAAUAACGACUUCUCGCAAUCUUAUCUUUAAAAAAAAAGACAUCCGAACAUGUGUUCAGUUUAGUAUGUUCAAUUGAGUCGGCUAUAUGCACUUGUAUGAACAAAAAAAAAACGAUAAAUGAAUGCUUAGCAAAUAGAUCAAAAACAAAUCUAGAACGGGACAGAUUUUAUUUUAUUUACUUGAGCUAGAAUAAUUUUUUUUUUAGAUAUGUAAUCAAGCAUUACAAAUGCAUGGUGGUUAUGGAUAUAUAAAAUCAACAUCCGUUCAACAAUAUAUGCGUGAUUGUCGUGUUCAUCAAAUUCUUGAAGGCACAAAUGAAGUGAUGCGUUUAAUAAUUUCUCGAGAUGCAUUAAAACGAUAUGGAUAA